UGUACUGAAGUAGAUGUAACUUGCACUUCACAUAUAAGGAACGAGCUAUGGUCACAAUAGCCACUGGCAGCAAGAAGAUGGGGUUUGUCAGUAUGAAGUCUCGUGUAAUGUGGGGGUUGAUCACGAUUGUGGUGAUGUUCAGCAGCCAGUGUAUAGCAAGUACUGUCUGUACCGGUGAUCCAUGCAAAAAUGGAGGAACCUGUUCAGUUGUCGGCGACUCAUUUGAAUGUGCAUGUGCACCUGGUUGGGAUGGAGACACGUGUGAAGAUGUGUCCUGCAAAAACAAUCCAUGCCUGAAUGAAGGGACGUGUGCAGUUGACAGUAGCAACAUUGUCUGCACGUGUGCGCCUGGUUGGGAUGGAGACACGUGUGAAGAUGUGUCCUGCAAAAACAAUCCAUGCCUGAAUGAAGGGACGUGUGCAGUUGACAGUAGCAACAUUGUCUGCACGUGUGCGCCUAGUUGGGAUGGAGACACGUGUGAAGAUG
Messenger RNA from Haliotis rubra (blacklip abalone), 486 nucleotides. RefSeq names its product protein jagged-1b-like. The record is from RefSeq and is a predicted model, not a curated record. Gene Ontology annotation, biological process: establishment or maintenance of epithelial cell apical/basal polarity; heterophilic cell-cell adhesion. Gene Ontology annotation, cellular component: plasma membrane; protein-containing complex. The transcript has 5 exons. NCBI's taxonomy places the organism in Eukaryota, Metazoa, Mollusca, Gastropoda, Lepetellida, Haliotidae. The annotation marks the transcript as partial.